GGGCUCGGCGCGGCGGGGCCCGGCGCUGAGGCCGCCAGGAGCCGCGGGGCCGAUCGCCAGAACAGCCUCCGCCGCGCCGCCAGCGGCCUCUACCAGGGCGUCAGCGGCCUCUUCGGCGAGGACAACGUGAGGGCCCUGCAGAAGUUUUUCUCAAGGUUGACAGAGAGGUUUGUGAAUGGGGUGGAUGUAUUAAUGGACACAUUCUGGAGAAUAUGGACUGAUUUGUUAGAUGUUCUUGGAAUUGAUGCCUCCAACCUGACUCAUUAUUUCAGCCCAGCAGCGAUUGCCAACAACCCCACCCGCGCCCUCCUGCUGAUCGGUGCCAUUUUACUGGCCUACUGGUUUCUAUCCCUCUUCCUCGGGUUCUUCUUCUACCUGCUGCACAUGCUGUUUGGCCGCUUCUUCUGGAUCGCCAGGGUGGCGCUGUUCACGCUGUCGUGCGUGUACAUCCUGCAGAAGUACGAGGGCGACCCGGAGCACGCCGUGCUGCCCCUCUGCUUCGUCGUGGCCGUCUACUUCAUGACGGGGCCGGUGGGAUUUUACUGGAGGAGAAACAGCAACAGCAGCCUGGAGGAGAAGAUGGAUCACCUGGAUAGUCAGAUCAGACUGCUGAACAUCCGCCUUUCCAGGGUGAUCGAGAACCUGGACAGGGGCAGCGAGCAAUGAGCCGGCCCCUGCUGACCACUGUACACCAGCUCCGGGAAGUUCCUAAGCACUGUCUCACCCGAAGUUACAAAGCAACAAAACAUCACAUGGUAAAAAGUGUGCAAAGUUAUAACUUUUCAUCAUGUCUGAGACUAAUUUAUCUAGGUUAAACACGUUAGACUUCUAGGAGAAGGAAAAAAAAAAAAACAUUUACGAAAUUCAGCUGUAUAUUCCGAGUUUUAUCCAGUACUAGAGUUUUCUCAGUAGAUAAACGCUUACUUUUACAAGCAUUUAAAAACAUCUUUUGUAAAGUUUUUAUAAAAGCAAAUUGAGUAGUCUUUCAGAUAUUGAAAUUGAGUUAAACGUAUGCAAAUUUGACACUUUAACAGUUAAAAAGAAAAAAAAAAUCUCAAGCUACCAAGCACUUCCAUUGAGAAGUAACUGCUGUGGGUCCAUAUUUUUUCUUCAGAGUUGUGAAUGUUUGUGUGUUUUUGUUGGCUUAUUUCAUUGCCUUGAAGUUGCCUUUCAUAGAGUAUCAGAUGAGGAAUUUUCUGGUAUCCGGGCCAAAAGAUUCACACCAUAGCUUUUAACAGGAGGUGGGGAAUGAGGGAGAAGGAAGAUCUGAAGUCCUUAAAUGCCAGUCCAGUGUGAGGAAGUGCACGUGUGGCAUUUUACCAUUGCGUUCCAUCCUGAGAACUUUAAUUUGUUAGUGUCUGGAAGGAAAUCUGCUUUAAUAAAUUGGCACAGAAGGAAGAUGUAGUGUGACAAACUGUAAUUCAUAUUCGAUCUGCACAGUGAAGCAUUUUCCAAGCUUAAGUGCAUAGAUAAAACAUGGUUUUUAAUCUCAGGACCCACGUACUUUCUCAGAAAAGGCAGCAGUUAAAACACGUGCUAAUGUAUUGUUGCUUAAAGCUUUCUCAGGACCAAUAAGUGGCAAUAAAUUACCUUCAGGAAGAUCUGGAUUUUUUUUCUAAAAUUAUAAUAGUUUUAUAGGAGCUUUUUGCUUGAAGUCUGUGUCCUCAUUAGGUUUUGGGCAAAGCGAGUCACCUUUAAGAGGAGGGUGCAGGAAACGAUUCUCUCUCAAAGCAGUGGAGCUUUGAAGCAGUUUUCUUUUGCAGGAUUUCUGUUUGUAUUAGAACUAACGAGCUUGGUAGGGUAUCACUGGCUGUGCUGGUUUACUGAAACAAAGGUAACCUCAGGGAAGGCAGUCUGGAAUGUGGUUUCACCUGGACACUGCAGCAUCCAAGGACACGGAUGUGUGGAGGGAGGGGAAGCAUCUGCCCCGUAGUGAUGAGAUACCACGAGGGGUAGGAUGGAGCACAGCUGGGACAUUCCAUAUUCCAUAGGGUCCAAACCAACAACUCCAUCAAAAAGCGCAACAAAAUUGGUCCGUGAUGGGGCCUGGCUCCAAAGCAAGGGAAUGAGGAGGAGGAGGAGGUUCCCCAGGUGUGCCUGCCAGUGCCAGCUCCAGUGGGACAGGCUGAGCACAGCUUGUUCUUCCACUGGGCAAAGCUUUUGUUGGAUGUGAUGCUUAACUGAAUGUAACUGUGGGGCAAAGAAUUGAUUUUUCCUUUAUGCUGAAGUUUAAUGUUCUUCUUGAAAUGUGUGUGUUACUUGCCUAACCUCUUUGGGUCUGUGUGUGACAUUUCCAUGGGGGUUAUUUUUAAAUCCAUGUUAAUGGCCUUUACUCCUGGUGAUCACUUUGGUUCAACACGGUUGAAGUUCAUAUGCACUUAGCACGGUUGGAAUGCAUUUUAAUUUUUAAUGUCACCUGUAAAUCCCCCUGCACCCCAUUUAUUAACUAGUACAUGCUUUAGAGUUGUUAAAUAACUGGUUAUCACAACUUGAAAUCUUUCCUGUGAACAGAUAGGGACUAUGGCAACAUUUCAACUUUGUCAAGGUAGAAAUGUAAAUUACAGUAAAUUCCUUUUUCCAGCUCAUUUUCCAUACUGUUACAGAGUCUUCCCUGUAAACUCAGUUCUCCCCACUGUUUUGCACAGAGGACUGGGCUAAAACACCAACCUGGAAAUUUGGAAUUGACUAGUAAAGCUUGUCAGGUCUU
Ficedula albicollis (Collared flycatcher) is the source of this 2707-nucleotide messenger RNA. It is a transcript of the gene BRI3BP, whose product is annotated as BRI3 binding protein. The annotation marks the transcript as partial. Gene Ontology annotation, cellular component: mitochondrion. The record is from RefSeq and is a predicted model, not a curated record. NCBI's taxonomy places the organism in Eukaryota, Metazoa, Chordata, Aves, Passeriformes, Muscicapidae. The transcript is spliced from 3 exons.